UAAUGUCAUUUGAAGGUCUAAAAGACUUAGAUUUAUUAAUCAGAGAAGAGAUAUCAUCAAUCGAUAAAAUUGCCUCAACAGCAAGAGAAAACUCAACUUCCACCAUCCCAAAAUAACAAGAAUCACUCCACAGAAUCCAAUCUUCUCUAUCCCCCCAAAACCCCCAUCCUCACUCCAUGUACUCCUUCAGUAACCCAGAGCCGUGAAGGAAAUGGUAGCAUGAACAUAGAAAUUACCAAGAAAGAGGGAAUAAAAGGAAUGUUUGAAAAAUGAAAGAAAAAGCCACUUAGAGAGAUCCAAAACCUGACAAGCCCUGAUGAAGAAGACAGAAUAGACUCAAAGGAAUAUGAUGUUUUCUAUGAAGUGGAGGAGGAAGAGGAAGAAGUUGAUGAUUAUAUAGACAGACUUAAUAAUUCCAGAUCAGAUACUCUCAAGAAAAGUUCUCAGAAUUCUUUUGGUGUAAAGAGUAAAGAUAAGGAUCACUUAAAAGUUAAAACUAAUUCGAAUAAUGGUAGCUAUCAUUUUAUUGGCAGCAGUUUUGGCAAAAACUCAAUCCCAGCACUAAAGGAGUGAAUGAAAGAGAAACAGAAAUUACAAAAAUCAGAUCCAAUAGUUUACGAAAACAAAAUGUCAGAAGAGGUAAAACUAAACGACACUCUUCAAUACAGUCAAGAGCCACAAUCAUCUGAGAAAGGCGGCCCAGGAUCAAAAUCGCCUUGCUCUUCUUCGGUUGAUGCGAAAUCACCUUCAAAUAUUUCUAUCCAAACACUUUUCUCUCAGUUACAAUACCUAGAGAAAGCUCCAAUAACUUUAAAGGAUUUAUUCUCUACACCAGUGAAUGUGAACGAGCCUGCUCAGCUUCAUACUCUAUAUGAAAAAUUUAAGACAGUCCCUAGAGAAGUACUUUUCAAACAAUUUGUAAUAAAUCAGCGGCAGACUAUACCAGUAAGGACUCAAAAAGAGGCUCAGGUUUCAGACCUAACAACCGAAAAUCUCAGAUUGAAGCAUGAAAUCUCAACACUUAAAAAUGAAAACGCACGGCUAUAAAAUAUUAUGAAAGAGAAAACUCUUCAAAAUAUUCAAAGGAGCAAU
Molecule: messenger RNA, 1092 nt
Organism: Moneuplotes crassus
Lineage: Eukaryota; Ciliophora; Spirotrichea; Euplotida; Euplotidae
Source: the annotation of a GenBank genome assembly